GAGCCUGCUUCAGAUUCUAUCUCCUCUCUGCCAUAUAUAUAUACACAUAUAUAUUCCAUAUACCCAGCAUGCUUUUAGCUGCUUUGGGUAGUAGGAAAAGGUAGAUUAAACAACCCUGGACUUCCAAAGGCUAGAUUUGAUUUGCUUAGAAAGUACAUUAAAGUUGAGAAAAGGAGAGGCUCAAAGAAAGCAGUAUGUAAUCAUUUCCCUUUCAGCAAAGGGAAAGUCUUUGUGGGCUACAAUGGACAUGGAAGAUUUUCUACUGGAUAUGAAAUCUGAGCUGUUCUUGAAAGGAAUAUAGCUUCUGCAAAGAUGGGCAAGAGAGAAAGGAGCAUGACCUGUGAGCCUGGCGAGAGGAACCUUCAGCAAAGGCAAGGUGACCAUUCUGGCUUCUAGAGUGACUGUGCCAGCCUGGGUGAGGAGGCAGAGACAGGGCCAGAUGUCAGAGGCCAUGGAGCAGCCAGCUGCGAGUCCUGGAAAGCCGAGGCCGGGAGAGGGUGGUGAUGGCGGCACGGAGCCGAGCACCUGCCAGGAGCUCCUGCACCGGCUGCGGGAGCUGGAGGCAGAGAACUCGGCACUUGCCCAGGCCAAUGAAAACCAACGGGAGACCUAUGAGCGCUGUCUAGAUGAGGUUGCCAACCAUGUGGUACAGGCACUGCUAAACCAAAAGGACCUGCGGGAGGAGUGCAUCAAGCUGAAGAAGAGGGUGUUUGACCUGGAACGGCAGAAUCAGAUGCUGAGUGCCCUGUUUCAGCAGAAACUCCAGCUGACGACAGGCUCCCUCCCCCAGAUCUCACUUACCCCACUCCAGCCUCCAUCAGAGCCACCAGCCUCUCCCACCUUGAGCUCUGUCGAGGGACCGACCACUUCGCUGCCUCUGGGGCACUGUGCUGGGCAGAGAGAGGUGUGUUGGGAGCAGCAGCCACGGCCAGGAGGCCCAGGACCCCCAGCCGCCCCGCCCCCAGUGUUGGAUGCCCUGUCCCCUUUCCUUCGAAAGAAAGCCCAGAUCCUGGAGGUGCUGAGAGCCCUAGAAGAGACUGACCCCUUGCUUCUUUGUUCACCUGCCACCCCCUGGCAGCCUCCCAGCGAGGGUCCUGGUUCCCCAGAGCCCAUCAACGGCGAGCUGUGUGGCCCACCCCAGCCUGAACCCUCAUCCUGGGCCCCCUACUUGCUACUAGGCCCUGGUAGCCUGGGAGGCCUGCUACACUGGGAGCAUCUCUUGGGGGGCCCAGGGGAGGAAGAGGGUGCUGGGCCGCCCUGGGGCCCUGGUAGGGUCUCCUCCCAGGCCCAAGGCACUGGCUCUGGGCCUCCCUGUGCCCCAGGCAGCAGUUCCUCCUCCUCUUCUGAUGAGGCUGGUGACCCCAACGAGGCACCCAGCCCUGACACCCUGCUUGGGGCCCUAGCCCGAAAACAGCUAAACCUGGGCCAGCUCCUUGAGGACACAGAGUCUUACUUACAGGCCUUCUUGGCUGGGGCUGCAGGCCCACUCAGUGGGGAACAACCAGGUCCCGGGCAGCCAUCUUCCCCAGACCAGGGCCCCCCACAGCUGUCCAAGUCCAAAGGCCUCCCCAAGUCCGCUUGGAGUGGGGGUACCCCAGAGGCCCACAGGCCAGGCUUUGGUGCUACCUCAGAGGGCCAGGGGACUCUCCCCUUCCUCAGCAUGUUCAUGGGUGCAGGUGAUGCCCCCCUGGGCUCUCGGCCUGGCCACCCCUACUCAUCUCAGGUGAAAAGCAAGCUCCAAAUUGGCCCCCCUUCUCCUGGAGAAGCCCAAGGACCCCUUCUGCCAUCUCCAGCCAGAGGUCUCAAGUUCCUAAAGCUGCCUCCAGCCUCAGAGAAGGUCCCCAGCCCAGGAGGCCCCCAGCUCAGCCCCCAGCUUCCCCGGAACUCCAGAAUUCCCUGUCGAAACAGUGGCUCAGACGGCAGCCCGUCCCCAUUGCUGGCGCGCAGGGGUCUGAGUGGAGGAGAGCUGUCCCCGGAGGGGGCACAGGGCCUGCCUACCAGUCCUUCCCCCUGCCCCUCGGCCCUGGACUCUGCACAGCUGAGACCUCCCCAGCCAGCUUUGUCCACCACGCUGUCCCCGGGACCUGUGGUAUCUCCCUGCUAUGAGAACAUCCUGGGCCUUUCCCGGAGCACCUUUAGGGGGCCUUCCCCAGAUCCUCCUCCCUCCCCACUGCAGGUACCCACCUACCCACAGUUAACUCUGGAGGUGCCAAGGGCCCCUGAGGUCCUUAGAAGUCCUGGAGCUCCUCCCAGCCCUUGCCUCCCAGAGUCCUGCUCCUAUGGGAGUGCCCAGGAAAAGAGUUUGGACAAAGCAGGCUCGGAGUCUCCACAUCCUGGCCGCAGGACCCCAAGCAGCUCAUCGAAGAAGCCCAGCCAGGGGGCAGGGCGGCGACCUGGGGAUGCUGGCUUUACACCUCUGAGGGACAGACUGGCAGCCCUGGGGAAACUGAAGACUGGCCCUGAGGGGCCAGAGAAAAAUGGGGUGCCAGCCAGGCCUGGCACCGAGAAGGCCCGGGGAGUAGGGAGGUCAGGGGAGAGCACUGGAGACAUGGCACCCACCAACCCCAGGCCUCCUGAGGGGCCAGAAGUCAAGGGGGCCUUGCGGGCAGCAGUGGCCUUAGGCACAAGCAGCCUGAAACAGCAAGAACCUGGGCUCCUGGGGGAUCCUGGGGCCCGAGUCUAUUCCUCCCACUCCAUGGGGGCCCGGGUGGACCUGGAGCCUGUCUCACCAAGGAGCUGCCUCACCAAAGUGGAGCUGGCCAAGAGCCGGCUGGCAGGGGCCCUGUGCCCCCAGGUACCCCGUGCCCCUGCCAAAGUGCCCACCUCAGCCCCCAGCCUUGGCAAGCCCAAUAAGAGCCCCCACGGCAGUCCUACAAAGCUGCCCUCCAAGUCACCCACCAAGGUGGUACCCCGACCUGUGGCCCCACCAACUACCAAGGAGCCCCCAAAGCCUGACAAGGGCAAGGGCCCACCUUGGGCAGAGUGUGGUGGUACUACCGCCCAGCCUACAUCCCCCACGCCCAGCCCUGCCGACCCAAGCCAAGGCCCUGAGGGGCAGGCCCCACACUCAGCCAUUGAGGAGAAGGUGAUGAAGGGCAUUGAGGAGAAUGUGCUGCGGCUCCAGGGCCAGGAGCGGGCCCCAGGCACUGAGGCCAAGCACCGCAACACCAGCAGCAUUGCCAGCUGGUUUGGCCUUAAGAAGAGCAAGCUGCCAGCGCUGAACCGCCGCACAGAGACCACCAAGAGCAAAGAGGGGGCUAGCGGGGGCUCCCCACUCCGGAAGGAAGUCAAGAUGGAAGCCCGGAAGCUGGAGGCAGAGAGUCUCAACAUCUCCAAGUUGAUGGCCAAGGCAGAAGACCUACGCCGGGCACUAGAGGAGGAGAAGGCCUACCUGAGCAGCAGGGCCCGGCCCCGGGCCGGAGGACCAGCGCCAGGACCAAGUACAGGGCUGGGGCAGGUGCAGGGCCAGCUGGCUGGCAUGUACCAGGGCGCAGACACCUUCAUGCAGCAGCUGCUCAACAGGGUGGAUGGCAAGGAGCUGCCCCCCAAGAACUGGCGGGAGUCCAAACCAGAGUAUGGUGAUUUCCAGUCAGUGUCCUCUGACCCCAAGAACCCCUGGCCAGCCUGUGGGCCCCGAAAUGGCCUGGUGGGGCCUCUUCAGGGCUGUGGAAAACCUCCUGGAAAGCCAAGCAGCGAGCCAGGAAGGCGGGAAGAGAUGCCCUCAGAGGACAGCCUGGCUGAGCCAGUGCCCACCUCACACUUCACAGCCUGUGGCUCCUUGACUCGAACCCUGGACAGUGGCAUUGGGACCUUUCCACCCCCAGACCAUGGCAGCAAUGGGACCCCUAGCAAGAAUCUUCCCAAGACAAAGCCACCGCGACUGGAUCCCCCACCUGGAGUGCCCCCAGCUCGGCCCCCGCCCCUUACCAAAGUCCCCCGCCGCGCACACACGCUGGAGCGUGAGGUGCCGGGCAUAGAGGAACUGCUGGUGAGCGGGCGGCACCCUAGCAUGCCAGCCUUUCCCGCUCUGCUCACUGCUGCUCCGGGCCACCGGAGCCAUCAGGCCUGUCCUGACGGUGAGUGUCUGGGCAGAAGGGUGGGCCAUCCCUGGAGCUUUACCCGCCACCAUCCCUCUUCCCCUUGUUCCCAUGCAGAUCCCUGUGAGGACCCAGGCCCUCCCGCUCCUGUCCAGCUGGCUAAGAACUGGACCUUCCCCAAUGCGAGGGCAGCCAGCAGCUCCACUGACCCUUUCCUAUGCCCAUCCCGACAAUUGGAGGGGCUGCCCAAGACCCCCAUGGCCCUGCCCAUGGACCGGAAGCAGAACCUGGAGCCCAGCCAUCCAGCCCCUACACCGCAGGGCCCAGCAUUUGGAGGUAGCCGCACACCCAGCACAUCUGACAUGGGCGAGGAAGGGAGAGUGGCCAGUGGGGGCCCCCCAGGGCUGGAGACCUCAGAGUCUCUCAGCGACUCCCUCUACGACUCGCUCUCCUCCUGUGGGAGUCAGGGCUGAGGGGCUGCACUGCGCUACGGUCCCUCUCUGGAGUUGGAAACCACUGACUGGACCAGCUCUCCUGGUGCCCCAUCCCUCAGGGCCAGUGGGGCCCCUCCCUACAGGGACCAAGGAGGCAGAUGGAUAAGAAGAUGAAGGGGGUCCCUGACACCCCCCACUGCCCACUGCUGCUGUGGAGGAGAUGACCGCUCUCAGCUCAGGGAGAGACCCCACCCUUGGUCCCUUCUCUCACCCGGAGUAAGGCUCUUCCUCUGAGGGACUGGGGGUUCAAGGGCGCUGUAUCCCAGCCCCCAGCUCUCCCUUCAGGCCGAGCCAUCUUGUGGUGCUGGGCUUCCUGCCCACCAGCUGUGCCAUCUCUGCCAUCUCUGCCAAACCUGGCUGCUCCCGGCCCUGGAGCCCCACGGGGCCAGCCCAGAGUCCCCGUGCUGGUGGAGUUUGGGGGCAUAGGGUCAAGUUGCCUUCUCUCUCUGUCUGCCCUGGUCCUCCCUGCUGUCUGGAUGGUGCUGCCCUCCCCCACCCCAUGUCUCUGGGGUCCGUUUGUCUGUCUUUUUGUUGUUUUUUUUUAUAUUAAAGCGCCUCGCCUGGCCCCCAUCCCCCAUCCCUGCACUGCGGUUAAUUUAUCUGUCAUUAAGAACUGGCUGCUCUGCUUCCAGCCUCUGCUUCGGCCCUAUUCCUAAUAAAAUGUGGAGGCCUCUCCCUG
Suricata suricatta (meerkat) is the source of this 5210-nucleotide messenger RNA. RefSeq names its product NCK associated protein 5 like (gene NCKAP5L). The record is from RefSeq and is a predicted model, not a curated record. Lineage: Eukaryota; Metazoa; Chordata; Mammalia; Carnivora; Herpestidae. Gene Ontology annotation, biological process: microtubule bundle formation; microtubule depolymerization. Gene Ontology annotation, cellular component: microtubule plus-end. The coding region runs from base 440 to 4510 and encodes 1356 amino acids. The transcript has 12 exons.